GGAACUAUAAACCCUACACAUUUUGACGACAGUGACACACCUCCAAAUUACGAAACGUGGUAUACUACUGCCAUUAUUAUUUCUCUGUCAGAUGCCCGCACAUUGAAGCAUUUUUUUCUAUUUUACUCCAUCAAUCACCCACUGUUCAUCGAGUUAUUUUACUAGUGGGACACACUAUCAGUUCUAUUUAACGCGUAUGCGCUGUAAGUUGAGAAAAUUGUAUACCAUACAUGUGACCUCAAGCAGCUGGGGCCACGGAUUCCAGUCACCUGACAUCGGCUGAUCGGCUGUUUGUGAGCUGUCCGACUCAACGAAAUUACACAUUUUUCAGAGUAUUUACGUGUACCGGGGACACCCCCGAGGUCAAGAGUCAAUAUGCUGACUGUCACGCUGCAAGUCUUUAGAAGAAUUCAAAGGUCACCACUUAGGAUACAAACCAUGGCCACCCUGACUGUUGCAAACGAACCAUUAUAUGAUUUUACUAAAGGCAGUACUGAGAGGCAACAACUUGAAGAGGCACUUAAAAAUUUAGAAGGCAAGUGUGAAGAAAUACCAGUUGUUAUUGGUGGUGAAAAAAUAUUUACUGGAAACUGCUUGUAUCAAGUCUGUCCAUUUGAUCACCAGAGGAAAAUAGCAAAAUAUCAUCUUGCAGAUAAGGAGCUUAUUAAUAAAGCCAUAGAGAACGCCUUGUCUGUGAGAGAAGAAUGGGAAGCCAGGCCAUUAACCGAGAGAACAAACAUCUUUCUGAAAGCCGCUGACUUAAUUAGUACGAAAUAUAGACCGAUGAUACUGGCAGCAACAAUGAUUGGGCAGGGAAAAAAUGUGUGGCAAGCAGAGAUUGAUGCAGCAGCUGAACUUGUAGAUUUUUAUAGAUUUAAUGCCAAAAAUGCUCUAGAUAUCGCACAGUAUAAGCCAAUCGACACCAAGGAAAGUGUGAAUACCAUGGAAUAUAGGGGAUUGGAAGGAUUCUUUGCAGCUAUAUCACCGUUUAAUUUUACUGCUAUUGCUGGUAAUUUAGCUGGUACACCUGCUAUGAUGGGUAAUGUAGUUUUAUGGAAACCAAGUGAUACAGCCAUGUUAUCCGGUUGGACAAUAUACAAUAUUCUGAGAGAGGCCGGACUCCCUGAUGGUGUUGUACAGUUUUUACCAGCUGAUGGACCGACAUUUGGAAAUACAAUCACAGCUUCUCCUGAACUAAGUGGUAUUAACUUCACCGGCAGUGUCAAAACUUUUCGUCAUCUUUGGAAGCAAGUUGGUCAGAAUUUAGAUAUCUACAAGUCAUUCCCAAGGUUGAUGGGAGAAUGUGGCGGCAAAAACGGAGAUGAUUUUAGUGUCUUUAUGUCUGCUGUGAUUGAUGAUAAGUCAUUUGCUAGAAUAAAAGGUUACAUAGAUCAUGCUAAAAGUUCUCCUAACUUGACGAUACUUGCUGGAGGAAAUUGCGAUGACAGGUAA
Saccoglossus kowalevskii is the source of this 1452-nucleotide messenger RNA. Its product is annotated as delta-1-pyrroline-5-carboxylate dehydrogenase, mitochondrial-like. Gene Ontology annotation, cellular component: mitochondrial matrix. Gene Ontology annotation, molecular function: L-glutamate gamma-semialdehyde dehydrogenase (NAD+) activity. Lineage: Eukaryota; Metazoa; Hemichordata; Enteropneusta; Harrimaniidae. The record is from RefSeq and is a predicted model, not a curated record.